Molecule: messenger RNA, 2840 nt
Organism: Dicentrarchus labrax (European seabass)
Lineage: Eukaryota; Metazoa; Chordata; Actinopteri; Moronidae
Product: interferon-induced protein with tetratricopeptide repeats 2-like
Exons: 3
Coding region: 151-1461 (436 amino acids)
Biological process (GO): defense response to virus
Cellular component (GO): cytosol
Molecular function (GO): protein binding
Source: RefSeq, a predicted model, not a curated record
AAAGAGCGGACUCGUCCACAGACGACCCAUCGAUACUUCAGUGUAAACAUUUGCUGCUGCGCAAUAACGUCACAUCACUGGACAGAAGUUGGACCUCACUGAACCAAAUUCAACCUGAUAUUCAGAGAGAGUGGAGCUGACAGCUGAAGGAUGAGUGCUGCUCAGAGUCAAACACUGGAGUCCAAACUGAAGGCCCUGCAGUGCCACUUCACCUGGGACCUGAAUCCAGGCAGGUCCAAACUUUUACGUCUCAGAGACAAGCUGGAGGACAUUGGCACCGAGGAGGGAAACAGCUGGCUGGGUCACGUUUACAACCUGCGGGGGUACAUUCAGUACAAGCUGGGGUUCACUGAAGACUCCCAGAGUUUGUUCAACCAGGCUACAGAGGCCCUCCGCAAGAGCAGAGGAGCAGAAGAGGGUCCCUGGUUAGUGGUGAACUACGGGAACCUGGCUUGGCUGCACCACCACCUGGGAGAACAAGAAGAGAGUCAGGAUUACCUGUCAAAGGUCGACUCCCUGAUGAAAAAAUAUCCAUCUCCAUCCCAGGACGAGCUCCAUCCAGAGAUCUACGCAGAAAAAGCCUGGACCCUGAUGAAUUUCAGCAUAGACCAAAAGCUGCAGGCUGCAGAUUACUUUGAGAGAGCCAUCAGGAUGCAGCCAGACAUGGUGGAGUGGAAAAGCAGCCGUGUCUUAGCAUUUGUGAGUGCCUUUAAGCACAGCGACACAGGGCUGGAGGCUGAUAUCUUGGAGGAAAUGAGAAUCGCCAAAGAACAGGAUCCAGAGAACUUGUAUCUCGCUGUUAAAUACCUUGAACAACGUGGUAAGACAGGAGAAAGUAUUGAAGAUGAAGCACGUGAGUUAGGCAGACAGGUUUUGAGAAACCCUGUCGGCAGCUACAGCGGUAUGAAAGCAGUACUAAGGGUUUACAAAAACGAUGUAUCUGUAGAUGAGGCCAUUGAAUUGGCAGAGGAGGCUCUGGAAAAACAUCCAGAUGUACGUUAUCUGAAGAGAUGUGUUGCACUCUGCUACAAAUGGAAGAUCAUUUUUUCCUGGGAUAGUCGCCCAAAUCAAAGCAUGAUAGAGAAAGCAAUCAGUCUCCUUAAGGAGGUGAUUUCUCUUUACCCUCAGUCUUCUCUUGUGAAGAAAAUAGACCUCGCAAAUAUAUACGCAAAGUCACGUCACGGCCAGGCUCAAGCUGAGCAGAUAUACCAAGAACAGCUAGAACGUGAUCUGGAACCUGCAGACAAACAGAUGAUUUACCAUUACUACGCAAAGUAUUUAAACUUUGAUCGACAGGAUCGCAACAGGUCAAUAAAAUAUCACAUGAAGGCGGCAGAGAUACCGCAACAAUCCUUCUUUCGUAAGAACAGCAUCAAAGUCCUGGAGAAGAUUAAAGGCAGAAGCAGGAACCGAAUGUCUAGAGAAAUAGAGGAGUUCCUGUCAAACCUGCAAGAGCCAUAGUGUUUUUAACAGCACUGGUUUAAAUGCAGAACACCAGUAGGUGAUGCGUUAAUUAAACAAAGCUGUAUAUUAAUUUGAUUACAUACACAAUUGGAAAAUGGAGACGUUUGGACCGAUUUAGGGCAGAUUGACUUCACCUUGCAAAUGAAUCCUUUGAUAGAGAUUCUGUUGAAACAAACUGAUUUGUUAAUUAACACGAUCAGACUUCAAAUUGAUCAGGACACAAAAUCACAUAAACUGUUGGAGAAACAUGCAGAUUGCUUAUUAACACAAUGUUUGGUGAUGCUACUUGCUUGCCAGUGUUACCAUCCACUGUGGAUGAUGUCAUUCAGUUAAUUACAUGUUUUUGAUCAGAUGUUCUUUUUUUUAAACUCUUGUAAUCAAAAUGUUUCCUUUAUUCCUGUUGUGUUGAUUUACUAUAUUUUUAAGUUAAUAUGAGAGUAUAAUACAGGGUCCUUAUGUUCCCAGGGUUCAGGUUAGGGCUGGGUUUCCCAAACCUUUUCCAUGUCAGGGACCCCCACAAUAGAUUCACAUUAGACCACAGACCCCCCAAUUUGACAUGAUUUUGUCUUUUGCUUCACUUUUAGGUUUGAAUAUAAUAAAGCCUCCAUAAACUAGGAUCACUUUCAAUUACAAUCAAUAAAAACAUCCAGUCGUAUGUCUUCCCUCGCUGUUCCAACUUCCAGAAAAUGUCAUAAAACUUCAAAUCUAAUAUUCUUCCUUCUGCUGGGGACCCCCUGCAACUCACUCCAGGACCCCUGUUGGUCCCUGGACACCAGUUUGAAAACCACUGGCUUAGAGGACUACAAAUACCAAAAGGCAUCUGGAAAGCUCUGAUUCAGGCCUCCUUCUCAAUGUCAGCACACUGACACAUGUAGAAGGUCUAUAGGGGAAAGUACAAGUAAAUGGAGGCAAACUGAACAAUAAAAUGAAAACAAAUCAUGAGUAAACCGGAGAAACAUUUGUUAAAGACAUUAAUAGAGUUAAAGAAAUGUCAGCCACGAUGACUCAAGUGGUUCAUUUGGCUUCAUCUAGUGACCAAUAUAUCUAAAUACAUCUAUAUUCUCAGGGUGAGGGAGGCUUUUGACCGCAGUACGAGGGUUAAUGUGUGUUAACAGAAUAAUGAACUGAGGAACUGAGGACCCUGUGAACAUAGAUAUACUCCCAAUAAUACUCUGUAUAUGACAUUUGCUUUGCUGUAAGCUUUGGAGCUGUGGGAAAUCAAACUCUCUGGUGGAUGAAGUAAUAGUUAAUUUGAUGUAUAACCUGAAUAUUAUCUCCACAUGCAACUGAUUGUAUUCAUAAAAAGUAUGUUAAGCAUGUGUUUCAGUUGUAUACAAUACUAAUCAUAUUAAAUAUGCAUUUUGUACACGCAGAAA